AUGGCACUCGAGAGAGUCGCCCGACCACUGUACGUGGUGGCCACGACCAUCACUCUGCUGUUUGUCUUUGCAUCUUUUCUCCUCCAUUACAACUCCAACGCGCACCUCAAGCCUUCAAGUCUACGCAAAACAGCUCUUCGCGUGAUUAUCGUCCAGUGCAUAUCGGCUUCUUACAUCUCUGAAGUGAUCAUUAUCUCCCGACAGCAUCAUGGACUUGAUCCAACUCCCGGCCAUAACUUCGCAGCAGUCGCCACUGCGUUCGCAUGGGCUACGACCUGCCUCCGUAAGCACAUCCUCGUCGCAGAAGCUACUGGUCUCAGCGUAAUCGCCCUCCUCUUUGGCAUUCCUGGCCUGGUUCUUGAUGCCAUUCACCUGGAUCGCCCAGCAGUGUACCAAACCCUGAUCGUCCUGUAUUCCAUCCGACUACUCUUUGUUAGCGGCGUGCUUGCGAACUGUCUACUCCACACCCGUUCACAAAGAAAUCCCCUCAAGAGCGAGGAAGAUGAGGAUAUAAUACCGUGUCUGGACGAAGCCAAUGGCCAUUCCGCACACAGUCCGAUCUCCUACGGCACCACACGGACAGAUGGCAUCAAAUCUUCCUGCACAUACAUCCAGAACUUCCAGGUCUUCCUCCCGUUCCUGAUUCCUCGGAAGGAUCGCAAGGUGCAGGCCUGCCUCCUCGUCUGCGUUCUCUGCCUCAUCGCCGACCGCGUGCUGAACGUCCUGGUGCCCCGCCAACUGGGCAUUGUCGCGGACAAGCUCUUCGCCCGGGAGUCGCCGUCCACGGAGCUGGGCAUUUACAUCGCGCUCAACCUCCUGCACGGCCAGUCGGGCGUGGAGAUGAUCCUCUCCCUCGCGAAGAUCCCGAUCAAGCAGUUCUCCUACCGCCAGCUAACAACCACGGCGUUCAGCCACGUCAUGGACCUGGGCAUGGACUUCCACUCGGAUCGCGACUCAGCCGAGGUGAUGAAAGCGAUGGAGCAAGGCGAGGCGCUGACCAACCUCCUCGAGGUGGCGCUGCUCGAGAUCGCGCCCGCCAUCCUCGACACAGGCGUGGCCUUCGUCUUCCUGUACCGCAAGUUCACCUCCACAGCGGCGCUGAGCAUGCUCAUCGCGACGCUGGCCUUCACGGCCGUCGAAGUCAUCAACGCCGACUGGAACGUAGCCAACCGGCGGCGACAGACCCGCGCCGAGCGCGCCGAGGCGCGCGUCCUGCACCAGGCCAUCCAGGACUGGCCGACGGUCUUCAUCUUCAACAUGUUCCAGCACGAGCGGGCGCGCUUCGGGGCCGCCGUCGACCGGCAUCUGCAGGCCACGCGCGCCUGGUCGCAGCGCGACGGCUACACGACCGCGCUGACGGAGGCCUUCUUCCCGGCCACCUUCGCCCUGCUAGCCACCCUCGUCGCGCGCGAGGUCCAGGCCGGCCGCGCCUCGCCCGGCGACUUCGUGUUCCUGGUCCAGUACUGGGACUCCCUGGUCUGGCCCAUCAAGUACCUCUCCAAGGACUACCGGUGGCUCGUCGCGGAGCUCGUCGGCGCCGAGCGGCUCCUCGACCUCCUCCGCACCCAGCCCACCGUCACCGACGCGCCGGACGCCCUCGCCCUCGACCCGUCGACAGUCGAAGGCCGCAUCGAGUUCAAAAACGUCACCUUCUCCUACGCCACCGACAGACACCACCACCUCCCAACCCUGCAGGACAUCACCCUCACCGCCUCCCCGGGCCAAACCAUAGCCCUAGUAGGCGCAACCGGCGCCGGCAAAUCCAGCCUCACGCAGCUCCUCCUGCGCGCCUACGACCUGCCCCAAACACCCGCAGGCGGAACCAUGACCCUCGACACCCACGACAUCCGCACCCUCACGCAAUCCUCUCUCCGGCAAACCAUAGGCGUCGUCCCCCAGAAUCCUCUACUGUUCAACACCUCCAUCCUCGACAACCUCCGGUACGCGCGGCCAUCCGCCAGCAUUCCGGAAAUCCACGCCGCGUGUCGCAGCGCCGCCAUCCACGAGAAGAUCCUCUCGUUCCCGAAGGGCUAUGCCACCGAAGUCGGGGAGCAGGGGGUCAAGCUGUCCGGCGGGGAGGUACAGCGGCUGGCGAUCGCGAGGGUGCUCCUGAAGGAUCCGGCCGUGUUGGUGCUGGAUGAGGCGACGAGUGCGGUGGAUACUGGAUCAGGCGACGAGUGUGGUGGAUACGGAGACGGAGUGGGUGGUGCAGCGGGCUUUGUUUGGGUCACAUACUUCGGGGGACAGUAG
This is a messenger RNA of Aspergillus aculeatus ATCC 16872, 2250 nucleotides long. Its product is annotated as ABC transporter ATP-binding protein. The coding region runs from base 1 to 2250 and encodes 749 amino acids. Gene Ontology annotation, molecular function: ATP binding; ATP hydrolysis activity; ABC-type transporter activity. The record is from RefSeq and is a predicted model, not a curated record. The transcript has 2 exons. Gene Ontology annotation, cellular component: membrane. NCBI's taxonomy places the organism in Eukaryota, Fungi, Ascomycota, Eurotiomycetes, Eurotiales, Aspergillaceae. Gene Ontology annotation, biological process: transmembrane transport.